This is a messenger RNA of Alosa sapidissima (American shad), 2289 nucleotides long. RefSeq names its product natural killer cell receptor 2B4-like. The record is from RefSeq and is a predicted model, not a curated record. The coding region runs from base 11 to 904 and encodes 297 amino acids. Lineage: Eukaryota; Metazoa; Chordata; Actinopteri; Clupeiformes; Clupeidae. The transcript has 9 exons.
CGCAUGCAGCAUGGAACCACAUCUCUCUACACUGCUGGGACUAUUCAUACUUCAUGUACAGCUUCACUCAGUGUCUGUAGCUGGGCUGCUUGUGCUGGAGGGAGGAUCAGUCACUCUGAAUGUGACAGGACAUGAAGACAAAAAGAACUUAAAAAAAAUGUCAUGGAAUUUCAAUGAUCAAGAUAUUGUGGAGUACAUCCAUAAAACCGGUUAUGUGCUUUAUGAGAGGGAUGAUGAAGCCAGAAUGUUGUUUGAUAAGAACACCUUCUCCCUGCGGCUGAAGAAUCUGCAGAAGACGGACUCUGGACACUACAAAGCAGAGAGGAGUACAUAUGGACAACUAAAAGAGACUGUAUCUGAGUACACCAUUUAUGUCCUGGAGCCUGCAGCAGCCCCCACUCUGACUGUGGUGUCUAAGUGGUCCAGCAGUGACUCCUGUAGUGUGACUCUAAACUGCACAGGACUCAACGUGUCUCUGAUCUCCAGCUGUAACGGCAUCGUCUGCUCUCAGGAGGAAGGAGUCACAUCCCUCUCCAUCUCUCUCAACCACAACGCUGUCUCCUGUAACCAUAGCAACCCUGUUAGCUGGAGCCAGGCCACCAUGGACCUUAAACCACUCUGCCCACUGUACAGAGGAGGAGACCAGAUUGAUAUCAAUAGAGGGACGACUGAAAAAAAAACAAUUGGAGUUAUUUUAGGAAUUAUCGGAGGUGUAGUUGUAAUAAUCAGUAUUGUAGUUGGAAUUGUUUGUUGGAAGCGGAAGAUAAGAGACCACAACAUCCCGAGUGAUAAUCCAGAUCAGAGGCAACACUUACAAAUGUGUGAUGUUCCACAGUCAGGUGUGGUUGAAAGCCCGGGACUCACUGAUAACACCUAUGAUGAAGCAGUCAGCCAAACCAAGUAAUUUUCAAACAGGAGUCUUCAUCAAGCCCCAUGCAUAAUGAGCCAGGAUAUCAGAGCCCCAGCCACAACCAUCUAUGACACUGUCCAGCUACCAGCCCCCUCAUCACCAGCAGAAGCUCAUCAGACGCCGGCCUGUCCUGAGACUAUCUACGCUGUAGUGAAUAAGAAAGAUAACUCUGCAUAAAGCAGGGAACCUGCUAAAACGAUGAGGUGAAUUGAUCAGUCUUAGUUAUUGUGGCAGGCAGGGCUCACCACAUUACUGUUCUCUCUCUCUCUCUCUCUCUGGACAUAAUAUGUCACAUCCUCUUUGGAAUGCAACUCCUCCUAGCAAUAUGGCUGUUAUGCCUUUUUUCCAUCAGCACCUUAGAAAGGGAAGCCUUUACUAUCUCCCCUGUCUAUCGGCUUUCCACAUUGUUUAGCUUUUGAGAUCAGAUCACGAUGGCAAGUGUUAUUAUGGCAGCUAGGGAUUUGAAGUUUUAAGUAAAAGAACAUUUUAGCAAACUACCUCUUCAACAACAACGUCAAACUAAAUCUGACGGCAGACCAAUGCCAAAACUGGAGGUUCGCACUGAGAGGGUAAAAGGUUUUAGGAGUUUCUAACGAGGGACAGGUCCAUGUGUGUUGCUGUUACGAGUAUCAGUAGCCCAGGCUGCGUUGUUAGCCUACAUUGCCUUGAGAUUGCAUGUUACGUACUAAUAGUGCCUUCAUGCCGGUGUUACAUGUCAACUGUCUCCCACGAUUACACAAUGAUGUUUCUUCGACAGAUGUGGCCGCUUGCUGAUUUGUCACUUUCUGAUAUAAACUUGAGAUGAACAAAUACAAAUAUGCAUGACAUAUUUAAAUGUCAAACAUGUCCUAGCCAAUAAAGCUGAUUCUGAUUCUGAUGUCCUUGUGCACAUCAUGAGCCGAUGAACAAAUAACUAAGAAAAUAAGAGAGAACAAACACAAACACACAUGGUGUGUUAUGUUCAUGUGUUAUGUUGAACUUUGCCUUUACCACUUGUAACAUAGGCUAAAGCGCUUAUAUUUUUUAUUCUAUUUAUGUUUGCUUUAGAAAUAUUCUAGUCUUUCAACAAAACAGAACUUUAUACGUACUGUAUAUUAUUUACUCAUAUGAAAUAUUCACAUUAUUUUCUUAUAAUGUUGUUAUAAUGUUGUAUUUGUUGAUAGUCAUUUCUAUUUGGUCACAGUAUUAAAGAGAAAUAAUUAUGAUAUUUUCCUAUUGAUGUAAUACAACAGAAUGGGCCAAAGAUUUUUUACAUUGGACAUAAAUAUUCUGUUUUUUAUGUGUUUACACAAUGCUGUUUAAAUUAAGCUGAAGAUGUUGUAGUGAAAGACUGGACUUGGUGGAUAAGUGUAAAUAAAAGUGUUCUGAUUAAAUCAGGA